Neodiprion virginianus is the source of this 825-nucleotide messenger RNA. RefSeq names its product serine/threonine-protein phosphatase 6 regulatory ankyrin repeat subunit B-like. The record is from RefSeq and is a predicted model, not a curated record. NCBI's taxonomy places the organism in Eukaryota, Metazoa, Arthropoda, Insecta, Hymenoptera, Diprionidae. The transcript has 4 exons. The coding region runs from base 1 to 774 and encodes 257 amino acids. Gene Ontology annotation, molecular function: protein binding.
AUGUCCUCACUAUUUCACUCCUGGAAAGGUUUCUCAGAUGAAGAGGAGCUCAUAAGACUUCUGGGAUUCGCUAGCCUGGAAAAAAUCAUCGAUUUCAUAAGCACCAGACCAGCGAUGGACCUCCAUUAUCCUACGCAAUAUCGCAAGUUGAGAACUCCAUUGACCGCAGCGAUUGACCGCGGGACCCCGAGUAUCCUGAAAAGUUUGCUUGACAGGUUCUCGGUCUCUUUGGACUCGACCACAACUCAGCCCUUCGGGAAAACUGCUUUGAUGCACGCCUCCUACGUUUCCAGGAACCCCGAAGUCAUUCGAGUGCUCAUAGCGCGCGGUGCCAACGUUCGAAAGACCGACGACGUAGGUUGGAAUCCCCUGUACUACGCGAUCGUCGGCGAGCGAACGGAAAACGUGAAAUGUCUUAUCGAAUCGGGGACGGAUCUGGAGUCGCGGGACUUUCAAGGCCGAACGCCAUUGAUGAUUGCAGUCAUCCUGUCAAAUCUUGGAAUAGCGAAGCUGCUUCUAGACCACGGCGCCGAUCCAACGGCGAUCGAUGAUCUUGGAUGUACUGCUCUUAAGUUGGCGAUACUACGGAAUAAGCAUGAACUUGCUAUUAUCCUAGCAGAGAACGAUACUGACGUCACUUGUAAACCGUCUACGGUUAUUCACUCCGACUAUGAAUUGGCAGAACACCUAAUGCCGGAUCUUGUUCCGAUUAUGAGGGAAAACACACUGCGGAAGCGACGUGAUCUUGAGAAAACCACGCUGAUCAAUGAUUAGAAAGUGCCAUAUAUUGAAUAUCAUCUGACCAAUGGUGUAUUUAUCUAAAUG